This is a messenger RNA of Scatophagus argus, 1667 nucleotides long. RefSeq names its product immunoglobulin kappa light chain-like. Gene Ontology annotation, biological process: response to bacterium. The record is from RefSeq and is a predicted model, not a curated record. The coding region runs from base 461 to 1486 and encodes 341 amino acids. The transcript is spliced from 5 exons. NCBI's taxonomy places the organism in Eukaryota, Metazoa, Chordata, Actinopteri, Scatophagidae.
GGUGACAGUUUAUUACUCAUCAAUACUUUGGCACACAUUUGUUUUUCUGUAUUUCUUUAUAUUACUGAAAGUAAAAUUUUAUUUUUGUCGAGCCAGACUUGUGUGUCCAAAUCAUGAUUUUCUUCUCAUUGUAGAUUUUGUAUAUGAACACAUUUUCACAUGCCAAACCUUACACACUGUAGACCCCAGUGGAUUUUAAAGCUUCAAGUUAAUUAGUUAGUUGGCUGAAAUGUUAGUGAAUCCAUAAAACUUUCAUUUGUUAUUGAUAAUUGUCUCGUAGCAUACCAGUGAGAUGUGCAUAAAUGCAAUGACCAACACUGUGAUCAUACAGUAGUGAGCAUGUUUUCAGUGUUUCCAAAAUAAGACGUAGAAUCUGAUUGGCCGGUCAAACAUAGUCCUCUCAGAGAAGGGGAGAGAACAUAAAGAGAUUCAACUCACUCAUCGCAGCAACUGUAGCGCGAUGGCACCUCCAAACUUUGCUUUGUGCUUCACGUGUCUGUUGGUGGUGAAUAUGGCUCACACAACAGCUUUAAAGCAGUCAUCAUUACAUUUUCUAUCAGCCAGUGUUGGGGAAAGCAUCACUUUGUCCUGCUCCUGUCCUGAUGAUGAAUCAGUGAUCUUUCACUGGUAUAAGCAAACUGCAGGACUGAACCCAAAGCUGGUGUCUUCAGUCUACAGUUAUAAUGCUGACAGCACUCUUCAUGAUGAAUUUAAGAAUCCACGUUUCUCAGUGGACACUGAAAAUCAUAAAUAUCGGCUGAAGAUUUCAGAUUUGCGUAUUUCAGACUCAGGUACUUACUACUGUAUAGGGAGCAAUCUAAAUGAACUUGAAUUUUGUGAGGGCAUAACCAUCACCGUAAAGGGAUCAGAACUGAAAAUCCCAGUCUUGGUCCAUCAGUCAGCACCGCAGACCAUCCAGCCAGGAGGCUCUGUGACUCUGAACUGUACAGUACACACUGGGACCUGUGAUGGAGAACACAGUGUUUACUGGUUCAAAAACUCUGGAGAAUCUCCUCCAGGACUCAUUUACACCCACGGAGGCAGGAAUGGUCAGUGUGAGAGGAAACCCAGCACACAAACACACUCCUGUGCUUACAAUUUGACAAUGGAGAGCCUGAAUGUUUCUCAUGCUGGGACCUACUACUGUGCUGUUGCCUCAUGUGGACACAUACUGUUUGGAAAUGGGACCAAGCUGGACUUUGAUUAUGAGGUUGACUUGGUGUAUUUCUGGAGAGCAGUUUCAGCAUGCACCACCAUCUUUGUUGCUUUACUGGCCUUCUUGCUGUGCAUGAUGAACAAGAGAAACAACUGCCAAUAUAAAGAAACUCAAGCAAGAUGUUCAGCUUCCUCCACAGCGAAUAAAGAGGAUUGCCAAAAUGCAGACAACCUCUAUUACGCUGCUCUAAGUACAAAUCUGCACAAGAGAUCAAGAGGACGGAGGGAUCAAACCUGGACUGAGUGUGUGUACUACAGUGCAAACCAUUAGAACGUGACUUAUUGUAUUUGUACUUCUGAGUAAGACAAGAUUUUUAUAGUAAUUAUGUAUACUGAUGGAUUUUAACCAAAUAAUGUAAGUGAUUUUCUGUGUGUAUGUCUUAUCAUUAACGAUCAUAUAAACAUAAUAAAACCUUGGAGCACUUUGAUUUCCAAUCACUAUGUGUGUGUGU